UUGGUGGUGGUAGUGACGCAACGACGACGAAACAGCAAAAGGAAAAACGCCGCAAGACCGCGGACAAGGAAGAAGAAGGAGGAGGAGGAGGAGGAGGAGGAGGAGGAAGAAGAGGAAUGUACGUGGAGCAGCUACCUGCCAUUUCCAUUCCGUUCCUCUUCUUCUGAUCACUACUCUCUUCUCCCUCGCAUUCCAAUUCCGCCAGAUAAACCGAAUCUCGCCGGCGGCAAACGAGGACAGCAGAGACUCGCCACGUCGACGGCGGCGGUGGCGACGAGUAGGAUGAGGACUUCGCUCAGACUAUUGCGAGGGGCUCUUCAAAAGCAUAAUAACAACGGCGAUGCCUCCGGUAGGGACGGGCGAGAUCUUCGCUCCUUGGCGCAAUUGGGCGAACUAGCUCGUGCCUCUCAGGAUAUGCAAGACAUGAGAGAGUGUUACGACAGCUUACUCUCUGCUGCGGCAGCAACAGCUAACAGUGCUUAUGAAUUCUCGGAGUCCUUGCGAGAGAUGGGUGCCUGCCUUCUUGAGAAAACUGCUUUAAAUGAUGAUGAGGAAAGUGGUAAAGUAUUGUUGAUGAUGGGCAAAGUGCAGUUUGAACUCCAGAAACUUGUUGAUGUCUAUCGUGCUCAUGUGUUCCAAACAAUCACUGUGCCAUCCGAGUCUCUUCUGAAUGAGCUUCAAACAGUUGAGGAAAUGAAGGAGCAAUGUGAUGAGAAAAGAGAAAUGUACGAGUACAUGAGGAUGAGGCAGAGAGAAAAAGGGAGGGGAAGGAGUGGGAAAGGAGGAGAGAGGGUGGAGAGCUUCUCUGUCGACCAAGUGCAAGCCGCUCGUGAUCGAUAUGAUGAGGAAGCAACCUUGUUUGUUUUUCGGUUGAAAUCCUUAAAGCAAGGACAAUCCCGUAGUCUUCUUACUCAGGCUGCAAGGCACCAUGCUGCACAGAUGGCCUUCUUUAAGAAGGCUCUCAAAGCUCUUGAAGAAGUUGAACCACAUGUGAAAUCUGUCACUGAACACCAGUUCAUUGACUACCAUUUUGCUGGUCUUGAUGAUGAAGAUGAUGAUGGUGAGGAUGAUACUGAUAACGACACUAAUGACACAAAUGAUGAUGGGGAACUUAGUUUCCAGUAUGAUCAGAAUGACGAUGACCGUGAUGUUUCUACAUCAAGAGACCCAAUGGAGUUGGGUGGUGGAGACCUUACAUUUCCAAAAGUGUCAACUUCAGAAGCUGUGAAGGAAAGUUUCGCCAGAAGCUACAGAUCUUAUUCUUUCAGAGGAGAUGCUCGGACGGCCAGUCAAUCAGCUCCACUUUUUGCCGUGAGGAAAUCAGUUUCAGUUGACAAGCUGGAACAGUUGCGGCCAUCCUUCACAAAGAAAUUCAGCUCCUAUGCCCUUCCCACCCCAAAUGAUCCCAAUGGCCCUAGUCCCACCACAGCUUUGAGCGGUCCAAUUCCUCGGACCUUCAAUAGGGGUUACAAUUGGUCACAUUCUAAUCGUCAUGAUCCAAAGAAGUAUGAAAAACUACUGGGAGACGAGAAAAUGAAUCCAAAAUCAGUCCUCAGAGAGAACAACAACAACAACUCUUCUGCAGCAACUCGGUUAACUCAUCCAAAAGCUGAAGGGUUAUUGCUCUCGAGGCUCGACCCAGGUCGCCGUGGAAUCUCCGAAUAUAGCAAGACUAGCCAAAGACAAGCCUUUUCAGGCCCCAUUGCAAGGAAAUCAUGGUCAUCCAUCCCUUCUCCAUUGGACCAGCAUGCUCAGGUCUUAUCUGGGCCGCUAUUGCAGACUCGAAUGUCCCAAAUGCCAUCUUCCUCUCCGACCAUAUCUCCCAGCAGUACUUCACCCCCUUUGCUUUCGUCUCCUCGGAUAAGUGAACUCCAUGAGCUUCCAAGGCCUCCACUGAGGAAUCCGUUGAGCUUUCCUGGUGCAGGCCAUUCAGCUCCAUUAUUAUUUCCCAGAGGCCAAGCAGCAGCAGUAGCUUCUCCACUGCCGGUUCCUUCUCAGGUCUCCCGGAGUUUGUCCAUACCGUCUGGUGGUCAGAGAGCUGUAGCAUUGGAUCCCCCAGGGGAGUCGUUAACUCCCCAAGCGACUCAAAAAGCCGAGACAGUUGAAGAAGAUUUUUUCUCCCCGCCUCUGACUCCCAUCUCUCUUUUGAAUGGUCGGCCAAUGGCUGCCGCUGGUUCCCAAGUCAAAGGUAAGAAGUCCUGAUUUUACUGACGAGUAGUUCAUCUUUUCGAGUCCUCGCCAUUGCAAUUAGCAUCCCUACUCAGACCGCUUUGUUGAAUGCAAGAAAUUGGACUAAUUGAGAUCUCCCCCUUGCCUCUCCCUGACCGCUGCCUGUUAUUAUUUACUGUCCAUGAAUACCAUUCUUGUAUACUGUGCUGAAUCAUAUUGUUGGGACAUUUACGUGGAAGGGUCCUCCUUGUUUUGACCUUUUCCAUAGCAAAAUAGUUAUUGGCUGUUAAAAUUUUGCCUCUUUUUUUCUUGGGUGAAAGCAGACUCACAAGGAUAAGGAUUGUAAUGGGGGUUGAUGAUUGCUGCCAUUUCUUGAGGGAGUUGCUGGGUACAGGACAGGUGUAUAUAAAGCUUCUUUUUCUCCCUGUUGAACACCAUUGUACUUUGUAUUCAUCAGUGAAGAAAAUUUUGUUCCCUUUUUAUGAUUUUGGCCUCAUUUUUACAAGCGGACGAUUAUAGUUAGUAUGAUCACCAUAGUAUACUGCUAACUUGGGUUGUUGGUUGAGCCAUCCGAUUUUGAAACCAUAAGCAACUAAGCAAGAUAAAGAAGAAUCUAUAAUGCAGGAAUUCUUGUCUUUGUAAACUUUCGCUCGCGUAAUUGGAGAGGAUUUUAGUUUGGUUAUUGCUCG
Linum tenue is the source of this 2858-nucleotide messenger RNA. The record is from the annotation of a GenBank genome assembly. Lineage: Eukaryota; Viridiplantae; Streptophyta; Magnoliopsida; Malpighiales; Linaceae.